Messenger RNA from Heteronotia binoei (common prickly gecko), 2222 nucleotides. It is a transcript of the gene HOXC13, whose product is annotated as homeobox C13. The record is from RefSeq and is a predicted model, not a curated record. Lineage: Eukaryota; Metazoa; Chordata; Lepidosauria; Squamata; Gekkonidae. Gene Ontology annotation, molecular function: DNA-binding transcription factor activity, RNA polymerase II-specific; RNA polymerase II cis-regulatory region sequence-specific DNA binding. Gene Ontology annotation, biological process: regulation of transcription by RNA polymerase II.
CACCGCGCCGGCUCUGCGCAUGCUCCCGCGUAAACAAUAUGUUGGGGAAAUUAGGUGUCUCUCUUUGGGAAGUCGAGUUUUAAAAGCUCGGGCAGACCAUGCUAUGACGACUUCACUGAUCCUGCAUCCACGCUGGGCGGAUACCUUCAUGUACGUGUAUGAGGAGAACCGAAUGAAAAUAAUCAGAAUAAAAUCCCAGCCAUGGAAGGGCUAGGUGGGAAACUGCCCAGCGAGCCACUGCAGGGAAUUAAUCACUCACCCGGUCUUGGGUCGUCAUUCCAGCACCAUUGGGACUCACCAGGGCUCUGUCUACACGGAUAUACCUGCGCCAGAUGCCACCAGGCAGUGCCCGGCUCCGCCAGCCUCGUCCAACGCCACCUUGGGCUAUGGCUAUCCCUUUGGAGGCAGCUACUACGGAUGCCGCUUGUCCCAUUCCCACAACGUGAACUUACAACAGAAGCCUUGCUCCUACCACCCAGCCGAGAAAUACCCCGAGCCCAGCGGCUCCCUCCCCAGCGAAGAACUAUCCUCAAGGGCCAAAGAGUUCGCUUUUUACCCGAGCUUUGCCGGCUCCUACCAGGCGGUCCCUGGUUAUUUGGACGUAUCAGUGGUUCCAGGUAUCAGUGGGCACCCAGAGCCAAGGCACGAUGCGCUGCUUCCCAUGGAAGGAUACCAGCACUGGGCUCUGUCCAAUGGUUGGGACGGGCAGGUCUAUUGCUCGAAAGAGCAGUCACAGUCGACCCAUCUCUGGAAAUCACCUUUCCCAGAUGUGGUCCCUCUGCAGCCCGAAGUGAGCAGCUACCGUAGGGGCCGAAAGAAACGAGUCCCCUACACGAAAAUCCAGCUGAAAGAAUUAGAAAAGGAGUACGCCGCCAGCAAGUUCAUUACCAAAGAGAAGCGGAGAAGGAUUUCAGCGACCACUAAUCUUUCCGAGCGCCAGGUUACCAUUUGGUUUCAGAACCGCAGGGUGAAAGAGAAGAAAGUGGUUAGCAAAUCUAAGACACCUCACCUUCACGCGACCUGACAAAAGAGAUCUUUGGGAAGGAAAGCAAAACACACACACACACAAAGGGGAGAGGUGGGAAAAGCAAAAAAAUAAAGUAAAAAUGCAGAUAUUUAUCGGAUAAAUUUGUAUAAAUGAGAACAUGCAGUCGAACUCUUUGAUAAUUAAUUUGAUUAUUUAAAAAAACAGAGGGGAGCCAAAAGAAGAAGAAUUAACCGCCAUCUUUGGCUUAUUCUUUCUACCCAUGUACUGCCGUCUUUAACUGUGAAUCCGGUCGUCCUUCUGAAACGUCUCUUUUUUGAUAUGACUUCCAGUGCCCAAUGAACCAGGGGGGAGGAGAGCGCGAGAGAAAGUAGUAUGUAGAUUUGUUAUCUUUGGGAUUCGGAAGGGUCUUUGCUAGCGCUGUCCCCCACUGUCUCUCCCCUUACCACCGAUCAAAGAUCCCGCCCCCCUUCUUCGGUUGUUUCUAUUGUAAAAAAAUUAUAUAAAUAUAUAUAUAAAUACAUACAUAUAUAUAUAUAUAUGAAGAACGUAUUCACAGCGAUUCCAAUAAAGAUUCCCUAGAUUUCCUUUUGUUUCUUUAGGGUGGACCUAAAAAAAAAGAGAGAGAAAUGAGGCUGCUAUCGUGAGGUUAUUAUUAUUAUUUUGUCGUUGUCGUCGUUUUCCUUGAUUUUAAUCACUUCAAGCAUACAGGUCGAUCGUGUUACCAGUCCUGAGUUUAAUUUAAACAGUUUAAAGCGAUUGGCAGUGUAAUUCCAAAGGCAGGAUCCAGCCAAAGAUAACCACUUCCGAGUCCACUGGAUUUCGGUGGGAGAGGAUCAGGCGAUGGGAUUAAACUCUUCCAUCGGCAGGAAUAGGAUUUAACCUUGCUUAACUCUGGAUGGAUCAUGCCCCUGUAAAAAAAAUUGUCUUGUUUUCUGGAAUAUGUUCUCACUGAGGUUGAUUUGUUGUUGCUAUUGUUCUUUGUUUUGUUUUUUGUUGUUGUUGUUUUCCGCCAUAGAACUGGAAUGUUUAUUCUCCAUCGACAGUAUGGAAAGUGCUCAAUAUUUGUUCCGUUUAUUAAUUUUUUUUCUAUAUCAUAUUAAGAGCAGUGAGUGUUCUUUCGCCAUGUUAAAGCGAUCCAUUUUUUUAAGAAAAAGGGGGAAAUGUCUUGUAUAUGUAUAUAAUGUGGUGUCCGAAUGAUAUGUACUGAAUGCAGAAUACAUUUCUUAAAAAUAAA